GUAAGCGAAUUACGUUGCAAUUGCAAUAUAUGGUCGGCUAUUGUUGCAUUUCUGCGUAGUUUUUGUAACGUUUUACAUUGUGAACGUUUAUGAGAUUGUAUCAUGAGUGUUGGUAGCGUUGUACAUCAUGCCUCGCCUUCGAACAGCAAAUGUUUAGAGCUGGGAAUAAGCCGUUCUUGUUGUCGGAAUUUAUUUGGGCCAAUUGACCACGAGCAGCUACGGACUGAAUUGGAGACAGAGCUAAAACGAAUUACAGACGAAAAGAAACGACGAUGGAAUUUUGACUUCGUGAAGCUGAAACCUCUGGACGGGGACUUUUCAUGGCAAAGAAUUGGCGACAAUCGUAGCGUUGGAUUUGCGACUAGCGACGAAUCAAAUGGUCGAAUAUCUGACAGAAUCACGCCACAAUCAAACGUAGUCAACACGCGUGAUGAUGGAUCGAAUGCACAAACAAGAAAUGCAACAUCAAACGCCCAAGAAACAUGUUUCAGAACCCCCGAACGGCUGACCGCAAAAAGAUUGAGAAAAUCGCCAAGGAUCACAGAUUAUUUGCGGGCAAAGAAGGGACGUGGCACUUCUAGAAAAAUAAAAUUCAACGGCGAAUUAGCGGGAGUCCCCAAACUAUGUAAACGCGUUCAGACAAGAAAGGCGAGCAGCGGGCGUCCGACUGGCAAACAAUCGACGUUGGAUCAAUAUAUGCCGAAGCUCCGACCAAGACAAUCAAAUGGUAAAGCCCAGAUUUCGAGAUAGACGAAGACUUAAAAAAUAUCAGAAUGGACACUACGAUUCACGAUUGUACAUACUAUAGUAUAGUAUAGCGCUACACGAAGGUUCUUAGCCUUAAGGCUUAACGAAGAUCUUCUGGUUUUAGAUAACUCUUCGAGACAAUGUUUUCAGUCAAUGUUUUAUGUAAGAUUAUGAAAUAAUUUAGUUGAAGUUCAUUCCAUUGGGUAAUCAAGUUGUCGACUUGAUUAUUAUCACACGAAUGUGAUAAAUUUGUAUUUAAAAUUUAAAUAUUGUUCAUAACAAAAGUUCUGAA
This is a messenger RNA of Dendronephthya gigantea, 1039 nucleotides long. RefSeq lists its product as uncharacterized. Gene Ontology annotation, cellular component: nucleus. Gene Ontology annotation, biological process: regulation of cell cycle. Gene Ontology annotation, molecular function: cyclin-dependent protein serine/threonine kinase inhibitor activity. Bases 103 to 750 code for a protein of 215 amino acids. The transcript is spliced from 3 exons. The record is from RefSeq and is a predicted model, not a curated record. NCBI's taxonomy places the organism in Eukaryota, Metazoa, Cnidaria, Anthozoa, Malacalcyonacea, Nephtheidae.